AUGAAACGAGUGAACACGCUCCCCCUGACUAACGACUGUCAUCAUUGGACUCGUCUGGGCGAAGUGCCUUGGGACCUACAAAAGUACUGGCAGCAAAGAUACACAAUUUUUCCUUAUUAUGAUGAGGGUAUCUACAUGACUGAAGAUGCCUGGUUUGGCGUGACCCCCGAACCAGUUGCGAACCAAAUCGCGCGAGAGAUGGGUUCUAUUAUUAGCGAGUCAAAGACUACAAUCAUAGAUGCAUUUGCUGGCGUAGGGGCGAAUUCUAUUGCCCUUGCCUUGGCUACAGCUGAAGACGGCUCAACGCCCCGCUGGAACAAGGUGAUCGCCAUUGAGCUAGAUGCAGCCACUCUUGCCUGUGCGCAGCAUAACGCUUCCUUGCAUGGUGUGGCUGACCAUAUCAUCUGGGUCCUAGGUGACAGCUUUAAGUAUCUUGAUGCUUUGGUGAACUCGCCAGACAAGCUAGAGGAUGACUUACGAGUAGAUGUGGCAUCCACGGCUGUAUUCGCAUCGCCGCCCUGGGGUGGGCCAGGUUACAGGACCGAUGAAAUAUUCGAUCUGAAUACCAUGGAGCCCUAUAGCUUGGCCCAAUUACAUGGCGCCUACAGAACUAUGGACCAUGCCCUUUACCUUCCACGCACAAGCGAUCUGAGGCAAAUCGCCAAGCUGGUCCCCGAUGGGACUAAGAUCGAGGUUGUGCAGUAUUGUGUCGAGGGUGCAAGUAAGGCAAUGGUGACCUACAUACCCGCUGCCAAAGACGAAGAUACUCACAUAGAAACAUAA
Daldinia childiae is the source of this 783-nucleotide messenger RNA. RefSeq names its product Trimethylguanosine synthase. Bases 1 to 783 code for a protein of 260 amino acids. Lineage: Eukaryota; Fungi; Ascomycota; Sordariomycetes; Xylariales; Hypoxylaceae. Gene Ontology annotation, cellular component: nucleus. Gene Ontology annotation, molecular function: RNA cap trimethylguanosine synthase activity. Gene Ontology annotation, biological process: 7-methylguanosine RNA capping; 7-methylguanosine cap hypermethylation. The record is from RefSeq and is a predicted model, not a curated record. The transcript is spliced from 3 exons.